ACCUGGGAGGUCCGCACCUGUCUGUGGGUGCAUGUGACCACAAGGGGUCACUGCAGGUGUACGACGUGAACACGCAGCACGCAGUGGAGCUCCUCAGAGCGCCUCAACAGCUGAGCGUAAUCUAUCCUGAUUGGGAGCACGCACACACUAGGGUUCAUAAACAGCAAACAGCACAAUCCUCUUGUCCAGUGAGCAGCAGCAGCAGCAGCAGCAAACAACACAAUCCUUUCAAUCAGCGAGCAACACAGCAGUAGCAGCAAACCGCACUGAGCUCCACGGAGAAAGGAAAAAACUCAUGGGAAGAGGAGACCAAAGGGACUACCGGUUUUUCACCUUGAUUGUUUGGCUCGAUAAAACCCGAAUAAAGAGUGAAAUCCCAGUCUGGUCAAGUCCUUCCUUUUCAAGUGUGGAAACCCAUGACAUUAAAAUACACUUGCCAGUGAAAAAACGCCUGUGACCGGAGAAGACUCCACUUGUGGCCACAACCGAGAGGGAGGAUGGCAAAGUCACUGGAUUUGAAAGUGGAGAGGACCACAGCUAAGAGACUUUUAUCCCGUCUUGCCAAUAGCAUUAUGAGGACCCACACAGAGAUGUCUAAAGAGGACUUAAAGGAGAACUUCAAGAAGCUUACACUAGAGAGCUCCAGAGUCAUGGAUGCAAACGAAGAAAUGGAAGCCGCUUACAUGGCAGAGGCCCAUGUAACGACUGUGGAAGAUCUCGAUGUGCAAUUGAGAACCGACUUAGAGAAGACGGAAAAGGAUUGUGAGCAAAAGACUAGAGAAGUUAAACGCCUAAUUCAAGAGACGCUCUGGGGCGUAUAUGGAGGAAGAGAGCUGUCCCUAGCCAUCCAUGUUGCAGAGGUUGAGUGCAGAAAUGUCUCAUCUGACCAGCCAGACAGAGCUCUGGAGUCCUAUGAGUUCAUGCUGACUCACUUAGAGAAGUUGGAGCUUAAGGCAAAAGAAGCGCACCAGAACUGGAACCGCUGGGCUCCGCCUACCGAACAAAGAGACUUUGAUGACCGCCUAAGACAGCUGGAGGUGCACCUUCCCCAGUUGGUGUCAAGAAAGGCCGCCUUCAGCAAAGCAGCGAAGAUGAAAUUGGAUGCAGAUAACGAAGAACUCCCAGGUCGCCGUCCAGUGGCAGCAAUAAAGCUAAAAGCCACAGCCCUACCAAAGUUUGCUGGUAACCAGAGAGGCUACUACAGAUGGAGGCAAGAAUGGGAGGCUCUGCAGAAACAAGGGGAACCGACCGGCUCCAAAGAGAUGACAUCCUUCGAGUCCUGGAGAACCGGUUUGGAAACCAAACCACCAUCGCUCUCGAGAUCAUCGAAAAGCUACAAGCGACUCCACCAGUUCGGAGCGGUCAGCAAAGAAAAGUCAUAGAGCUCAUCCAAACGGUGGAAAAGGCCCUUUAUGAUUUGAGUGACCUGGAUAAUGGAGACGCCAUUAAGAACCCGAU
This is a messenger RNA of Syngnathus acus (greater pipefish), 1458 nucleotides long. RefSeq lists its product as uncharacterized. The record is from RefSeq and is a predicted model, not a curated record. Lineage: Eukaryota; Metazoa; Chordata; Actinopteri; Syngnathiformes; Syngnathidae. The transcript is spliced from 3 exons. Bases 498 to 1382 code for a protein of 294 amino acids.